Asterias rubens (European starfish) is the source of this 1911-nucleotide messenger RNA. RefSeq names its product choline kinase alpha-like. Gene Ontology annotation, cellular component: cytoplasm. NCBI's taxonomy places the organism in Eukaryota, Metazoa, Echinodermata, Asteroidea, Forcipulatida, Asteriidae. Gene Ontology annotation, biological process: phosphatidylethanolamine biosynthetic process; CDP-choline pathway. Bases 109 to 1311 code for a protein of 400 amino acids. The transcript is spliced from 10 exons. Gene Ontology annotation, molecular function: choline kinase activity; ethanolamine kinase activity. The record is from RefSeq and is a predicted model, not a curated record.
CUGUGUGGGAUGUGUACAUGACGAAACAUCAACAGCGGUUUUAUUUUAGACUUGGCAUAACGAAGAGACAGAAGUAGACGUAAUUUUCAUGGGUUUUGACUCUAAAUAAUGGCAGAUGUUCGUGAAGAAAUUCGACUGAAAGCUUUCAACUGGUGUAGGGACUACCUUGGCGGUACGUGGAGACAUCUGAAUUAUAGUGAUUUUCAGAUACGCGACUUACGGGGAGUCAGUUCACACACAGAGCCACGUCAUCUUGUCUGUUCGUUUCCACAGUGGCUAGCUUGUGCUAAUGACACGGAGCCAAGAAGUGCCUUGCUUCAUCUAAAUCGUCAUCCCAUAUUCCUGACAAACAGGCAGAGCGCUCUCAAGGGGCGUAAGAACGAACCCAGAGAGGUCCUGCUCCGUGUCUACGGAGAGAUUUUCUACGAGAGCGACGCGCCGUUGCUAGACUCGAUCAUCUUUUCGUUGCUGUCGGAGCGAGAGCAAGGACCGAGGCUGUAUGGUGUCUUUACAGAGGGUCGGCUGGAGCAGUACAUUCCUUCAAGAUGUUUGACGAGGGAGGAACUGUCGGAUCCCAAGUUCUCAACGGAGAUCGCGGAGAAGUUGGCCAAGUUCCACCGUAUGGACCUGCCGCUAUGCAAGGUGCCAAGAUGGCUCAACCAGGUCUUAGAUAAGUGGACAAAUAUUGCCCUGUCGGUUGAGUUAGAUGAUCCAGUGCCACAGCGGAUCCUGGAUCAGAUCAGAUCACAUGACCUCAUCAAGCAACUCCAAUUCGUCAAGGGACUGAUUGCCAAUUCCAAGAGUCCAGUUGUUUUCUGUCAUAACGACUGUCAAGAAGGUAACAUCCUCUUGGCCAAAGGGAGUCCAACACUGAAGGAAAACUCAUUGGUGCUGAUCGAUUUUGAAUAUUCCAGCUACAACUACAGAGCGUCAGACAUGGCUAACCAUUUCUGCGAGUGGGCGAUCGAUAACAAUAAAGAGAGCGCGCCGUUCUUCUCUCUGAACCCUGAAGACUUCCCAACGGAGGAACAGCAGCUGAAGUUCAUCCGGACGUACCUUGCAGAGUUUAAAGACGAGGGCGAUCGAGGCGAUGGGGACAGUCCCGAAUGCAACCGCAAGACGGCGGAGGCGGUUGAGAAAGACAUGCUUCGAGAGAUACAGAGGUUUACUCCGAUUAUAAAUUUUUUGUGGACCACAUGGAGUUGCGUCCAAGCUAAAGUUUCUCAUACGACGUUCGGCUACAUGGAAUAUGGACUUGCCCGAUUCAACGAGUAUCUCAGAACAAAGGAAGCCUUACCCAGUGACAUGUGAUCUUUGACCUCGUCAUUUGACAUUUGACCCGAGGUUGAGAAAUCUUUAAUUCCAAAGCCUUUAUACAGCAUCAGCUGAAGUAAAUGUUUGAGCUACUCAAAGGUUCCAUAGUAUUAUGGCUCUCAUUUUUCUGUAAAUACAACUUUUUUUCAUAAACAUUGCAUGAAAGUUGAAUAAUUGCAGCUGAAGAAAUGCUAUCCAAAAAAUUUGUUUUUCCUUUUUUUCUUUCUUCUUUUAUUCAAACUUGACUUCAGCUCAAAUUCUUUACAAUAACUCAUCAGAUAAAAUUAAAAAAACUUUUUUAUUUUUCAUUUAAUAAUUAUGAAGCAACUUCCAUAAUUAAUAUUUCUUGCCAUAUUAAGAGAGGGUCAAUUAUUUAUGUUGACGUGACUUCCCCGCUAAAACCAGGCACUUCUCAGAUGAAGUGAAAUGCCAUUAAAAGUACAGCCAACCAGAACAUUAGACUUGACUCAAGUCCCAAUCCCGUGAGAUUCCUUUCAUUUUCAGUCCCAUAAGCCUGUUCGUUACUGCUGACAACGCAAUGGGAGACUUUCUGGGACGAUAGAGGGCAGCAGACUUACCGGGUAAAUCCAUUGUUCU